Hydra vulgaris (swiftwater hydra) is the source of this 845-nucleotide messenger RNA. The record is from RefSeq and is a predicted model, not a curated record. Lineage: Eukaryota; Metazoa; Cnidaria; Hydrozoa; Anthoathecata; Hydridae.
UUAGCAUUAUUGGUGUAUCUACAAAAACUGAACCUCUUUAUUUGCUAACAAAUUCAAUGGAAUUAGACUUCAAAACUAUAAAAGGCUAUGAACCUGCAGAUAUCAAUACUUUAAAAAAUAACAUUAUUAAAAAUCUAAAAGACCUAGUUAGUUUGGUAUCCGUUAGUACAAUAACCGAUGAGGAUGGUUUGCAGACCUUACAAAAAAAUAUAUCUUAAGCUAAAAAUACUUUUUUAAGUCUGGCAACUAAAAAGCAAAAUGAUUUACAUUUAAAAAAUAAUUUUCCUUCAAACAAAUUAAUUGCUAAGCAUUCACCAUUUUAUUUAACCAAAAAAAAGAGGAAAGUUUCACAGAUUAGACUUGCAAAACCCUCCUCUGAUGAAAUAAAUAGCUUAUCAGAUUUCUCUAAUUGGACUAUGAAAAUUAAAGAAUCUCAAAUUAAUUCAAAAAGUAAGUUGAACAAAGUAAAACAUGGCAAAACAUCAGAUAGUGUUAAAGAAACAAAAAUUUUAUCAUCAGACCAAAGAACAGUUUUAAAUUACUUUGGGUACAGAAAAUCCCAGACAUGUCAUUUGUUGACUGAAAAAGAUCUGCACUUAGAAGAUAAUUAUCCAUGUCCAGAAUUAGUUAACCAUAAUAUUGCAAUUGUUCAAAAUCUAAUUCAUCCAGAUGUAUUAAAAAAAAUUAUAAAAAAGGUAAUUGUAGUAAAGCAAAGUGAAAGAACAGAAGGUGCCAGUACUUGUGAAGACUCAAAUAGUAAAUAUAUUACUCUUUUGGUUAACUUUAUAACUUGUAACUGUUAUGAUCAUGUAACCUUUAACAAUAAAGAAGUCCAUGAUUCAUGA